AUGGGGAAGGUGAUGAUGUGGACAGCUCUGGUCAUUCUCCUGCAGUUGCAGCUGGGCUCUGCAUAUAAACUCGUGUGCUACUUCACAAACUGGUCUCAGUAUAGACCAGACCCAGCUAAGUACUUCCCAAACAACAUUGACCCAAAUCUUUGUACCCACUUGGUUUAUGCUUUUGCUACUAUGAAAGACAAUAAGAUAGCUCCUUAUGAAUAUAAUGAUGAAGAUGAACUCUACCCUCAGUUCCAAGCACUGAAAAAGAGCAAUCCCCACCUGGUUACCCUGCUGGCUGUUGGAGGAUGGAACUUUGGCACUGAAAUGUUCACUAUCAUGGUCUCUACAGAAGCUAAUCGCAAGAUCUUCAUUGAUUCAGUGACUACAUACCUCCGUAAACAUGGCUUUGAUGGAAUUGACCUGGACUUUGAAUACCCAGGCUCGAGGGGUAGUCCCCCUGAGGAUAAGCACCGGUUUACCCUCCUGAUUCAGGAAAUGCUCACUGCCUUUGAAAAGGAGUCUGCGGAGUCUAGACUACUGAUCACAGCUGCAGUAUCUGCUGGUGUAGAAACUAUUAAUGCUGCAUAUGAAAUUGCUGAGAUAGCGAAACUACUGGAUUACAUCAGUGUGAUGACGUAUGACUUCCAUGGUGACUGGGAUAGUGUCACAGGAUGCAACAGUCCUUUAAACUCAGGUUCUGAGUGGUGUGAAGAUCAGUGUUUCAAUUGUAAAUGUGCUAUGGAGUAUUGGAGAGACCAAGGUGCCCCAGCUGAGAAACUUCUGAUGGGAUUUCCAACCUAUGGACGGUCUUUCAGACUUAGUAGCAGUAGUAGCACAGGCCUCUGUGCAGCAGUCUCUGGGGCUGGUACUCCAGGGUCAUAUACAGAAGAAGCAGGAUAUUGGGCUUACUUUGAGGUCUGCACUUUUCUAAAUGAAAAGGACACCCAAGUGAAAUGGCUGGAUGAACAAAAAUCUCCAUAUGCCUAUAAAGGAGAUAUCUGGGUAACUUAUGAUGACAUUUGCAGCUACAGAUACAAAGCCAAAUACUUGAAAGAGAAGAACUAUGGAGGUGCCAUGAUAUGGGCUAUUGAUUUGGAUGACUAUCUUGGUACUUUCUGCAACCAAGGAACAAAUCCUUUAAUAAGUGAGCUGAAAAGAUUGCUUGAAACAAAUGAUCCUGUUGUGCCAAACUGCCCACAUGAAGUUGAUCCUCCAGUGACCCCGUCAGAUGAUCCCACCACUACCUCUCCAGGGGAUUCAGGAGAUGAAAAUUUUUGUACUGAGAAAGCGGAUGGCAUGUAUGCUGACCCAAAAGACAAAUCGAAAUUCUACAUGUGUGCAGGAAACCGUACAUUCCACUUUGAUUGUGCAGCUGAUCUAAUCUUUAAUAUUGACUGCAAGUGCUGUGACUUCCCAAAACAUUAA
Molecule: messenger RNA, 1416 nt
Organism: Gekko japonicus
Lineage: Eukaryota; Metazoa; Chordata; Lepidosauria; Squamata; Gekkonidae
Product: acidic mammalian chitinase-like
Exons: 11
Coding region: 1-1416 (471 amino acids)
Biological process (GO): chitin catabolic process; carbohydrate metabolic process
Cellular component (GO): extracellular region
Molecular function (GO): chitinase activity; chitin binding
Source: RefSeq, a predicted model, not a curated record